CUUGGCCGCUCCACUCUGGUCCCCGGUCACCAACAAGGACCCGGGUCUGCCCUGGGCCUAGGCGUUUGUGGUUCUCUCCCUGCAGGACGUGCAACCAAGGCCAGGGCGGCACUGGACAUCAUGCACCAGGUUCGCGUGGACCCCUGGGGGUCCUUCCUGUCCUGUGAGCUGUGGCCCCGCACGCUGCGCAAGCGGGAAGUGUCUGUGCUCCCAGACGCGCCCUCCUUCUACCAGCUGCAAUACUGCGGCUGAGAGCUGCGCUUCAACCUGACCUCCAAUCAACACCUGCUGGCGCCCGGCUUUGUGAGUGAGACACUGAGGCUUGGCGGCCUGGGUCGCGGGCACAUCUGGGCCCACACCCCCGCCUGCCAUCUGCUUGGGGAGGUGCAGGACCCGGAGCUCGAGGGUGGCCUGGCGGCCACCAGCGCCUGCAACAGCCUGUUGAGUGCACUGGGACAUGUAUACUCGGGGCAGUCUCGGGUGGUGGGAUGUGGAGAUUGGCUCCAGCCUGGCCACGCACUUGUCUGGUGGCUUUGCCCAGUGCACUUUUCCUCUGCCAGCCUCGGUAUUCACGCCUGUAAAAUGGGAGCGACAAUGCAGGCCUCGUUGAUCUCUAGGACAGCAGUUCUCAAAGGCCUAAUGACAGGGCAGCCCAAAUACAAGCUGCACAACAUCUGGACCUUUGAAGGCCCAUCUGCCCUGCACAGCUCCCUGGUCCUGUGUGACCCAAGUAGCAGAAUUAGUGCCUACGAGGGGAAGUCCGAGGCACCCCCUCGCCGCUGCCCUGGCCCGGCCCGGCCCAGCCACGCCCAGCCCGUGUGGUGUACAAGCAUCAGGCCCCGGAGAGGCUGGCACAGUGGGGAGAUUCCAGUGCUCCAAGCACCUGUGGGGUGCAAGGUGGCUGGCCUGUUUCAUGACCCCAGCAUUGGGAACCACAUCCACAUCACCACUGUGCGCCUGGUCCUUCUGGAAAAUGAAGAGGAGGACCUAAAGACCACACACCAUGCAGACAACACCCUGAAGAGCUUCUGCGAGUGGCAGAAAAGCAUCAACAUGAAGAGGGAUGCCCACCCCCUGUACCAUGACACCGCCAUCCUGCUCAGCAGGAAGGACCUGUGUGCAGCCAUGAACCGGCCCUGUGAGACCCUGGGCCUGUCCCACGUGGCAGGCAUAUGCCUGCCGCACUGCAGCUGCAGCAUCAACGAGGACACAGGCCUGCCACUGGGCUUCACUGUAGCCCACGAGCUUGGGCACAGUUUUGGCAUUCAGCAUGAUGGAAGCGGCAAUGACUGUGAACCCGUUGGGAAACGGCCUUUCAUCAUAUCUCCACAGCUCCUGUAUGACGCCCCUCCCCCGACCUGGUCCCACUGUAGCCGCCAGUAUACCUUGAGGACACUUGACCGUGGGUAGGGCCUGUGCCUAGACGACCCUCCUGCCAAGGACAUCAUCGACUUCCCCUCAGUGCUGCCUGACGUCCUCUAUGAUGUGAGCCACCAGUGCCGCCUCCAGUAUGGGGCCUACUCUGCCUUCUGCGAGGACAUGGAUAAUGUCUGCCACACAAUCUGGUGCUCUGUGGGGACCACCUGUCACUCCAAGCUGAAUGCAGCUGUGGACGGCACCCGGUGUGGGGAGAAUAAGUGGUGUCUCAAUGGGGAGUGCGUACCCGUGGGCUUCCGGCCCGAGGCGGUGGAUGGUGGCUGGUCCGGCUGGAGCGCCUGGUCCAUCUGCUCCCGGAGCUGUGGCCUGGGCAUACAGAACGCCGAGCAGCAGUGCACGCAGCCUACCAAAUUGGCUGCUUCGCAGGGGGACCACUUAGGAGUGUCUGCAGAGGGUGGGGGUGGAGCUGAGAAGGCAGAGCCACCUGCAGACAGGGUCCUGCGGCUGGGCCUCAACAGGCAGUAUGGGAGUGAGUGUCCAAGGUGGUGGGCAGGUGAGUGGCAGCUGUGCUCCAGCUCCUGUGGGCCUGGGGACCUCUCCAGCCAGGCCGUGCUCUGCAUCCGCACUGUGGGGCUGGAUGAGCAGAGCGCCCUGGAGCCACCCGCCUGUGAGUGUGGGAUAGGAGGGGGCCCGCCUCCAGCUCCACCCUUGGUCUUUGGCUACAGGGCAGUCGACAGGUUACCCAGUCAUGCCCCAGCGUCCCCUGGCACCCUGCCUCCCAGCCUAAGCCCCUCACCCUGGCUUCCCCUGCAGUGCUCAGUGACAUGUGGGGAGGGUACUCAGAACCAAAAUGUCCUCGCACCAAUGACACUGGUGUCCUGGUGUCCCUUUGUCGAGGCCCAGCAGCCACCCAGCGAAGUCACCUGCUCUCUGCCACCCUUUCGGUGGCCCCCGGACACACUGGGCCCUGAAGCCUCAGGCAGCGGCUCCUCCAGCCAUGAGCUCUUCAAUGAGGCUAACUUCAUCCUGCGCCACCUGGCCCCAGGCCCUUCACCUGCCUCAUCACUCAAGCCAACCACCAUGGGCAACGCCAUUGAGGAGGAGGCCCUAGAGCUGGACCUGCCAGGGCCCGUGUUUGUGGACGACUUCUACUAUGACUACAAUUUCAUCAACUUCCACAAGGAUCUGUCCUAUGGGCCCUUUGAGGAGCCCGAUCUAGACCUGGAGUGGACAGGGGAUCGGACUCCCUGACCACACAGCCAUCCUGCUGUGCCUUCCAUGUGUAGCCCCGUGCUUACCACAGAGCCUCCUGCAGCCAAGGAGGAGGGGGCACCGGGAUCUUGGUCCCCUAGCCCUUGGCAGCCACCACCACCCUCAGAGCAGACCCCUGGGAACCCUUUGAUCAAUUUCCUGCCUGAGGAAGAAGGUCCCAUAGGGGCCCCAGAUCUUGGGCUCCCCAGCCUGCCCUGGCCCAGGGUUUCCAUUGAUGGCCUGCAGAUGCCUGCCGCCCCUGAGAGCCAAAAUGACUUCCCAGUUAGCAAGGACAGCCCGAGCCAGCUGCCUCCUCCAUGGAGGGACAGGACCAACGAGGUUUUCAAGGAUGAUGAGGAACCUGAGGGCCGCAGAGCACCCCACCUGCCUCCAAGACCCAGCCCCACACUGCCCCCUUUGUUCCUGGUCGGCAGCACCCACUCUUCUCCUAGUCCUGACGUGACAGAGCUGUGGAUAGGAGGGACUGUGGCCUGGGAGCCAGCUCUGGAGGGUGGCCUGGGGCCUGUGGAGAGUGAACUGUGGCCCGGGACCCAGCUCUGGAGGGUGGCCUGGGGCCUGUGGAGAGUGAACUGUAGCCCACUGUUGGGGUGACUCCUCCCCCUCCCUCCCCCCGCCAUAGCCCCUCUGCCAGAGAUGAAGGGCAGGGACAGCCCCCUGGAGCCGAGGACUCCCACCUUCCCAACCCCAGGACCAGGAUCAUGGGACCUGCAGACUGUGGCAGUGUGGGGGACCUUCCUUCCCACAACCCUGACUGGCCUCGGGCACACGCCUGAGCCUGCCCUGAACCCAGGACCCAAGGGCCAGCCUGAGUCCCUCAGCCCUGAGGUGCCCCUGAGCUCUAGGCUACUGUCCACGCCCGCUUGGGACAGCCCCGCCAACAGCCACAGAACCCCUGAGACCCAGCCGCUGGCUCCCAGCCUGGCUGAAGCCGUCUCCCCCACGGACCCAUUGGCUGUCAGGAACGCUAGCUGGCAAGCAGGAAACUGGAGCCAGGCAAUGUCCACCACCUGCGGCCUGGGUGCCAUCUGGAGGCUGGUGCGCUGUAGCUCUGGCCCGAAUGAGGACUGUGCCCCCGCUGGCCAGCCCCAGCCUGCCUGUCACUGCCACCUGCAGCCCUGUGCCACCUGGCACUCAGGCAACUGGAGUAAGUGCUCCCGCAGCUGCGGCGGAGGUUCCUCAGUGCGGGAUGUACAGUGUGUGGACACACGGGACCUCCAGCUGCUGCGGCCCUUCCAUUGUCAACCCGGGCCUGCCAAGCCACCUGCGCACAGGCCCUGCGGGGCCCAGCCCUGCCUCAGCUGGUACACCUCUUCCUGGAGGGAGUGCCCUGAGGCCUGUGGUGGUGGUGAGCAGCAGCAUCUGGUGACCUGCCUGGAGCCAGGCCUCUGCAAUGAGGCACUGAGACCCAAUACCACAGGGCCCCGAAAUACCCAACCCUGCACGCAGUGGGUGGUGGGGCCCUGGGGCCGGUGCUCAGCCCCCUGUGGCAGUGGUGUCCAGCGGUGCCUGAUCAAGUGUGUCAACACCCAGACGGGGCUGCCCGAGGAAGACAGCGACCAGUGUGGUCACGAGGCCUGGCCUGAGAGCUCCCAGCCAUGUGGCACCAAGGAUUGUGAGCCUGUCGAGCCUCACUACUGUGAGCGGGACCCGUCUUUCGGGUUCUGUGAGACGCUGUACCUACUGGACGGCUGCCAGCUGUCCACCAUCCACCAGUGCUGCUGCUCAUGCUCUCUGCCCAGCCAUGGUACCCCCUCCUGAGGCCAUCAGUGGGUCACCACCCACCGCUGA
Molecule: messenger RNA, 4437 nt
Organism: Chlorocebus sabaeus (green monkey)
Lineage: Eukaryota; Metazoa; Chordata; Mammalia; Primates; Cercopithecidae
Source: RefSeq, a predicted model, not a curated record